UCAUCUAUGUUGAAACGUAAAUCGAUGUUCUGGCCGACUGCAGGAUGAAAUCGAAGUUCCUGUUGCCCUGAACCCCUCAUUCAUCCUUGUCAUUCUGAGGUCUUCAUAGCCCUUGCUCUUCUGCCUCCAAUUCUCAUAUAAAUUAUUCAAAUUUGCAUAAAGUUAAGAUAAAAAUCCUGCGGGGGCAGAUCGCUUAAACCAUCGCCUGGAAACGGAAUGAGGAAGAUUCUUUUCAAAGGAUUACACUAAAUUACUUUUGUUUGAAAACAUAAAGGAUCACAUCCUUCCUCAUUUAUUCGCUUUGGUGAUCUUUUUAGCGUAACACCCUACACCAAGAGUUUCAAUUCUCUAUUGAAGCCAGUGAUCUCGAGAAAAAAAUGAAUGAGCAGAGUUCUAGUGUAACUAUUGAAGAUAAACAAGAAACAUUAAUCGGCAAGGUUUGCAAUCCGUGGACGUGGCGACUUGCUAAUGGUUUCAUGGCCUUGUUCUUUGCCUUCGCCACAUAUGUUCAGCUCAAUGACCCUGAUCCUGUAAUAUGGAUGUUCAUCUAUGCCAUUCCAUGUUUCCUGUGUAUUGCUUUAGUGAUUGAUUCAUCAUUACAAGAUCAUUAUGUAUGGAGGUAUACAGCGGUCAUUCAUGUCGGUGUCAGCAUUCUGGGUAUUUUUUACUCACUAAGUGUCCUAUUUACAACUGAGAUCAGCUCUAAAAAUCCGUUGGAAUAUGAAGAAGGAAGGGAAAUUGGAGGCCUUUUGAUUAUCACAGCCUGGUUAGGGCUCUGCUGGCUAAGAAAACUCGGAAGUUUUAGUGAAGCAAAUGUCUUUUUUUGGUCGGCCACAGUAGCUGUCUCUCUGACUCCAUUUGUUCUCUUGGGUUACUAUGUAAACACAUGGGAUGUGUCUGCAAUACAAGGCCACUGUAAAGACAUAAUCUCAAGGCAUCUGUACAAAGAAAUUUAAAUAUAAUAAUAUGAUAUAUAUUUCAAUCUAAUCCAAUAUGUUAAUACAUGAGCGGCACAUUUAGCCUCCUUUGCAGGCAAUGUUUGGUCUCAUCAUUCAAGGCACAUGCAAUGUGCAAUAUGCGGUAAAGUAGUAUAUUGCAUGACAAGACUAAAACAACAGCCAUGAAGGAGACUACAGCACAUCAGGUAGAGAUAUAAACUGAGAUUAGGCAAUUCCAAUUCCUUUUUUCACAAACAACAAAUUAUGCAAAUUAAAUUAAUUUGCAUAAAGCUAAAAUGAAAAUUCUGUGGUUAAACCAAUUCACCUGGAAACAGAAUGAGAAAAAUUCUUGGUAAAGGAAGGAUUAAACCACCCUAGUUUUGUUUGAAAUGUGGCCAGAUUUGUGAGCACCACAGCAAGAAUUAAUAUCUGUUAUUAUAUUACUCACAGUGCCAGUGGAUAAGAUGACGCAAAUUCUGUGUUCUGAGUGGCUACCCAAGCAGGCAAGAUGGGCCCAUUUUGUCUGCCCAGGAUUGCCUGCAUUGAUCCUACGUAUAAAAUUAAAUUAGUGCUAUGUUCGUAAUUCUGGGACAAUGUCAGUGAUGGAAACACAAAAAGUGGCAGAAGAUAGUCACGACCACAAAGAAAACAGAAAUGACUCGUGUGAGUCUGUUGUGCUAGAAACAUGUUUGGCUUUCUUUCCUGACUCUUGAAGUAAAGCAGUCAUUCUUAAUUAUUAAAAGAGCGUAAUCUUUUUGUAAUAUAAUAAAUUGUCUAUUAACCAAGCUUGUUCAGUUUGGUCAAGAAGGCUGGAUAUCAGCUAUGUUUUUUCUUUUGGCAUUUUUGUGGACCUUAACUUUGUCUCAAUCCAUAAAAAUGCCAAAAAAGAACUCAGCUAAUAUUCAGCCAUCUUGACCUCAUGCUUGGUUAGUAAUGCAUAUUUAUUA
Molecule: messenger RNA, 1885 nt
Organism: Stylophora pistillata
Lineage: Eukaryota; Metazoa; Cnidaria; Anthozoa; Scleractinia; Pocilloporidae
Product: transmembrane protein 220-like
Source: RefSeq, a predicted model, not a curated record